UAAAAAAACAAAACAUGUAGUUUAAGAAUAGUUUUAUUGGCAAGUAUGUAUGACAGAAUUAGCAAGGAAUAUGGUCCAGUGUGUUUAUUUUUCUUGAAAAACGGUAUCCAAGUUUGUUAGAACUCAUUCUUUCAAAGUGCAGUGCUUUUGAAAACAAAUGCUAUAAGAUUUAAAUCCGAGUGGUAGGUUGCAUUCGGUGUUCGGGAACUUUUCAACAUCAAGUCCUGAGCUUUAGUUAAAACAAGAGUCAACUUGGACAAAAAACAAAAAUCCAAAAGAAGCUAAUCUACUAAAUUGUACUUGCAGAAAUAGGCGAAGGGUCGGGGGAGGAUGACGUCCCGGGCGAAGGAAAAAGUGGUCUCGGCUUUCAACCGUAUCUUCAGGGGGGCGGAACGACUGGAAAAGGAGCCCGGGGCCGGGGGCGUCCAGGGUGGCUCCCCCGGGAGGCGGCUUAUAAGACACGCUGGCUACCACGUUACGCCGGCUGAGGAUGGCAAGCCGGGAACCUCCAGGCCGUCCUCCCAAGGAUUUUUCAAAAAGAAACCAUCCAACAAAGGAGCACCAGCAAUUGAUCCCAGUUGCCAAAAAUCCGUCCGUACCAGGAGGUUAAUGAAAGAGCUUCAGGAUAUUGAGAGGAGCCAACAAAAAGAUUCUCCGAUCUUCACUGUCGAGCUGAUAAAUGAUAACCUUUAUGACUGGCAUGUCCGACUCUACGGGAUAGAUGAGGAAUCCGAGCUAGCAGCUGAUAUGAGAGAGUUCGGCAUCAAGUGCAUAUCACUCCAGUUAACAUUUCCGGAGAAUUUCCCAUUUGUCCCACCAUUUAUGAGGGUAGUUACGCCGAGGAUCGAAAAAGGGUUUGUUAUGGAAGGCGGAGCCAUUUGCAUGGAACUCCUUACGCCGAGAGGAUGGGCAAGUGCCUAUACGGUUGAAGCAAUUGUAAUGCAGUUUGCAGCAAGCAUUGUCAAAGGACAGGGAAGAAUUUCUAAAAAAACCAAAAGUAGCAGCAAAGAUUUCAACCGUCAUUCAGCAGAAGAGUCCUUCCGAAGCCUUGUUAAGACUCACGAUAAGUACGGUUGGGUGACACCACCUUUGGCUGAUGGUUAAAUGAGAUACCGUCUUAAUUUGAUAGUAUAAAACAAUAUAUUUUAUCAUGUUAGUCUUCAUAUUGAAUGUUAACUACUACAUCCUUUAUAUUUGUAUGAGUGAACUUCAUUGUAGUCUUAUUUAGUAGCUCAGAAAGCUUUUCCACUUCUAAAAAUCAUAAUUUAUGACUUGACAAUUGAUUUUUUUUUCUCACAGUAUCGCUGCCCAAAAUUUAAUGUUCACCUCAUGAUAACAAACCCUAAAUACUUAGAAAGUCACCACUGUGAAAUUUAUAAGUAGUGGUUGUGGCAUUUUCCCUCAUUAAGAAUAUUACUUUAAAAACUGAGGAUUUAUUAAGUUAAUAGUUUUAAGAAAAAUUUUACUAUUUACUAUUUGAGUGUACAGGUAUUAUUGACAUUCCAGAAAAAAAUGUUACCAAUAAUUAGUAAGAAAAUGUUUCUAGAAAUAGUUGGCAUUUCUAAAACUAAAUUUUUUAAUAUUAUUAUAUUUAUUUCUGUAAUUACCUUUCUCUUCUUUCAUUUUGUGUUUAAGUUAAUGGUGUACGGUUUAAAUGAUUAUUUUUACAAGUCAGUUAAUGGUUUUUCUCUUUUUAAAAACUUUCUCUUCUAUUAUGACAUUUUUAAAAAUAAAUGUGUUCAUAUGACAUUAAAAGUAUUAUAUGAUAAUUAAUUAAUAUUUUUUGGGGGUGAAAGCCACAUUGAGUUUUUUUAGAGUAAGGUAUUAUAAUUAUAAUUGUGCCAAAGUUAUAUUAGGCGUUACUUAAUAGGUGCAUUUUCUCAUCAUAUAUCAAAUUUGAUCCUCUUUGGUUUUUUCAAAACAUUUGACCCUACACAGAACAGCAUUUUCCAAUAACACAGGGUAAACCCGGGAAUAAAUUUUAAAAAAAUGAAGUGAAAAUCGUUUAAAAAACCCAUUUCAUUGCUCAAAAUAUUGACACGCUAUCCUUGUUGUAUUUAAUGUGUAAUUAAAUGUAUUUGUAUUUCAUGGUUAAAUAUUGUUAAAUGUACACAAUUAAAAAAAAUAAUUAAUACAUUUUAAAAAAGUACGGGAAGAUGGCAAAAUAGCUGAUGUGAUAAUUUUAGUAAGUAGUUUAUGUUGUUUUUUCUUUCCUUAUAUUUCAUUUUAUUUUAUUUUUUAUAGUUAAUAAUAGUAUAGGAGUAUAAGAAAAGUCAAACUUGAUCAGGUUUUAAUACUUGAUUUAUUGAAAUAGACUGAUUUGACUAAUAAAAAUUUACAUUUAUUUAUUAAAACAAUAAUUGCUUUUAAGAAUAAUCUAGUUAUUACAAAUAAUUAAUUUUAAUUAAGGAGUUCACAUUUUAUUUGAAAUGCAAACUUACAACACUUGAAAAGUAAACUAUUAUUUUCAGAUAGUUGACUACUGAAAUAAAUUGUUUGCCCUAAUAUAAUUUUAAUAAUUUAAUAAUAAAACAUUAAGAAUAAUAAAACAAAAACAGAAUUACAUUGUUAGUCCUCAUAAAUUCUGCGUCCAAAAGGGUUGUGAGCCAUAAGGGAAAUAAUUUUGUCCUAAGAAAUUUUGUUAUUCAAAAAGACUGUAAAUACUUAAUUUUUUAGUCGUUUAAAGUUAAAAUAAAAGCUGUGUUGCUUAAGUGUUAUGUAGUUUCAGGAUACUUUUAUCUACAGUGUAUUUUUAAAUGUUUUCCUAUAAUUAAAACAAAUUUGAUAAGAGAAAACAAUAUACAAAGAUUUUAUAAAGUUGACAGAUUUUGUAUUCUCUUAUCAAUCGCAUGAAAUUUUACCUACAAAUUGGUGUUUUUAAUAAGUCCCCGUUAUGAUAAACGCAAAGGGAUGAGUUAUAUGUAAAAUAUCUUAUAUGUUGUGCAAUUGUUAUGUCAAAUCAUGUUAGCCCCAAUAGAAAACAAAAUAUAUGCAUGAAAAUUGUUGUUUUA
This is a messenger RNA of Cimex lectularius (bed bug), 3011 nucleotides long. RefSeq names its product ubiquitin-conjugating enzyme E2Q-like protein 1. The record is from RefSeq and is a predicted model, not a curated record. NCBI's taxonomy places the organism in Eukaryota, Metazoa, Arthropoda, Insecta, Hemiptera, Cimicidae. Bases 331 to 1104 code for a protein of 257 amino acids. The transcript is spliced from 3 exons.